GGAAUGCUUUCAUAAAAUGUGCUCGGUCCGUAGCGGCUAUACAUUUUUCGUGUCAUAUGUGGUUGCAAAGCUAUUACGCGUUGUAUAACGCGCGAAUACCCAGUGAUGUUCCUCAUCAUAUUCCUGCUGCUCUUCGGGAACUCCCUGUCGUCCGAAUUCAACAACAGCAUCCUGCUAACACCGCCCUGGGAGUUGGAGGGAAACUGCCCUUCUCUGCCCGAUACCUGUGGAGAGAACCCGCCGGAUAAUCCGUGUCUUACAUGCAACAGUACCGGGAUCUGUACCGUGUACGUUGCCGUGGUGCUACCCAGUUCCGAGUUCUACAUUGUACACCUGAACAGGUCCAAGCAAAUUCUAAAAGAAGCGGAAAACAGGACCAGGGAUCUUCAGUUACUGUCCGACAAUAUUGUCAUCGAAUACCAGUUUUACGAUGAUGGAUGUAGCCAGAGCCAAGUUUCUGGCGCUAUGGUGCAGGCCAUAACGGCCAAUGACGGUUGUUUGAAUGUCAUGUUUGGUCCGAUAUGCGAAUAUCCGUUGGCCACAGCAGGAAGAAUGGCAAAGUAUUUGGGAAAUAAUGGGGUUCCCCUGAUAACCCCUUUGGGAUUAAGCUUGGAUUUUACGAACAAAAAGACCGUCUUCAAUAAUGAGAUGUACCUUAUGAUAAAUUCUGGAUCUGUUGAUUUUAGAUCUUACUCUGAAUUUCUGCAUUUAUUAAUGAACAGGUUCGGUUGGCGGAAACUGGUGCUGAUGUACGAGAAAAACCAACAAGUUGAAGUAGGAGGCGAGCAAACCUGUUAUUUAUUCAUGAAAACAUUGAUCUAUGAGAUACAAAACAUCUCGAACUUGGACUAUGUAGACGGGGACGUUGAUUUGCUAGGCUCUAAUUACACGGACUUUUUGCAAGACAAAGUCGGGGUCAAAUACGGAAUUAUACUGACGUGCGCCAACCAGCAGAACAUAAGGGAAAUUAUCAUCGAGGCAGCCAAACUGAAUAUGAUGGACCGAGGGGAAUACACCUUCCUCAACUUCGAGCUAUACAACAAUGCCACCAUACCGUCCAAACCUUGGUACAACAGCGACGACACGAGAGCAAACAACGAGCUAGCCAGGAGAGGCUACCAGGCCGUUUACACUUUCAUGCCCAUACGGGAAACUAACUUCGAUAAAAUCGAAGAGCAGGCACAGAGAGGAUCGAUUUAUCUCGACAGUUUGUACGACAGCAUGAUGAUGUACCUUCAGGCUUUAAAUCGGUCCCUCAACGAGGACGAAUCUGGGAAUUUCAUGUCCAACCAAACGUUGCUCGGCUGCAAAGUGGCCCAUCAGAUGAUGGGAAGGACUUUCUUAGGGAAAUCCGGGCAGCAGAUGGUGAUGAACUGCAACGGGCAGAGGACUGCACAGUACGCCCUCCUAAAUGUAAAUUCAAGCGGAGAGUACGAGAUAGUUGGAAUUUAUUCGACCUCGAAUAAAUCCAUCGAUAGGUGGACCGUCAGAUGGCCGUUUGGGGAGCCCUCGGACACACCUGCGUGCGGAUUCGAUUUGUCGAAAUGUCCAACUUACGAUAAGGUGAAGAUCCUUUUUAUUUGUCUGAUAUGCGUCACGUUUCUGGGGUUGACCGCGGUGGCUAUUAUUUUGUACAGACAGUUCAAACUCAGAUCUGAAAUUGAAGCAAAAGCUUGGAAGGUGAAUUACAACGAUAUUUUAUUUCUACCAGCGAAGGCCCGGAGCAGUUUUCAGUCCACCGCAUCCAUAAGGACUGACAUCGAUGGUUUCAGCAUGGCCGGCGACAAGCAGCUGUACGCCACUGUAGGUUUCUACAAAUCAAUUAGAGUAGCGGUGAAAUUCCUGCAGGACGUCAAGAUAGAUCUAAACCGUAGCGAGCUGUACGAAUUGAAAGUUAUGAAAGACUUAUCGAACGAUAACUUAGUGAAGUUCUACGGCGCCUGUUUGGACAUACCGAACUGCAUCCUGACGGAGUACUGCCCCAAGGGAAGCCUCCAGGACAUCCUCGAGAACGAACAGGUGAAAUUGGACUGGACCUUUCGGAUGUCCUUGAUAAUGGACUUGGUGCGCGGGAUGCAUUACCUUCACCGUAGCGCAAUUAAGUCACACGGUGCCCUGAAGUCGUCGAAUUGUUUAGUGGACAGUCGGUUCGUUCUAAAAAUUGCCGAUUUCGGGCUCAACUUCCUGCGGAUCCACUCGAACGAGGAUUUGUUCGACGUCGAGUCGCACUCGUACUGGGAACGACAGCUGUGGUCGGCUCCGGAGCUUCUGAAUUCCGAUCCGUUCCCCCCCGGCGGCACCCAGAAAGGCGACGUUUAUUCCUUCGGGAUAAUAAUGCACGAGAUAAUCAUGAGGCAAGGCGUUUUCUACCUAGGAGAUCAGUACAGGGAACCUAAGAAAAUCAUAGACACCGUCAAGAAAGGUCCAGACGCGAACAACGGCCAGCCCUUGAGACCCCACUUGGGACCAGAAGCCCUGUGUGGUGACGAAGUGGCACAGCUUAUGAACAAAUGUUGGGCCGAAGAUUCAAUUGACAGACCAGAUUUCGCUACUCUCAAGAACAAGUUGCACCAGCUGAACAAAAAAGACAGCGAUGGGAACUUAUUGGACAAUCUGCUCGCCCGCAUGGAGCAAUACGCAAACAACUUGGAGACUUUAGUGGAGGAGAGGACUGCCGAUUACUUGGAGGAGAAGCGCAAGUGCGAGGUGCUGCUCUACCAGCUCCUCCCCAAGAGCGUGGCGCAACAGUUGAUAUCAGGCGAGUCGGUGAUAGCCGAAACAUUCGACUCUGUGACCAUCUACUUCAGCGACAUCGUCGGUUUCACUGCUCUGUCUGCUCAAAGCACCCCUCUUCAAGUUGUGGAUUUGCUCAAUGAUCUAUACACGUGCUUUGAUUCGAUUAUCGAGAACUUCGACGUUUACAAAGUGGAAACCAUAGGGGACGCUUACAUGGUUGUUUCCGGUUUGCCAGAGAGAAACGGCAACAAACAUGCUGGAGAAAUAGCUCGUAUGUCCCUCGCCUUGCUAAAGGCAGUGGGGAAAUUUCAGAUCCGCCACAGACCCGAAGAUCCUCUUCAACUUCGCAUAGGCAUACACACAGGUCCUUGCGUCGCAGGGGUGGUAGGCCUGAAGAUGCCCCGCUACUGCCUCUUUGGCGAUACCGUCAAUACCGCUUCUCGCAUGGAAUCGAACGGGCUGCCUUUGAAGAUACACGUCAGCCCAAUAACCAAAGGCGUUCUCGAUACAUUCGGGACAUUCGACCUGGAAUGUCGCGGCGAAGUGGAGAUGAAGGGCAAAGGAAAAAUGGUAACUUACUGGCUGAACGGAGAGCGUACAAACAACAAGGUCGUAACAAAGCCAGGGCCGUCUCUGGAACAUAAAAUGAACAAACUUCCCACCACUCCAAUUCCCAUGAACGUCCGCAAAGAGAUGGCUAAUAACGGGAAACUGUUAAACGCUAUGGGAACUCCAGCCCAUCAAAACGAUGAGGCUGAAGUACCAUUAUUAGCCAUAACUUCGCCUCUGGAUUAUCAUUCAGACUCCCAUGCUUGAACUAGCCCAGAACUAAAUUCCUGGUAGCUGUUCUUGUUCUGGGAAUGUUCUUUGUCCAGACUAUGUGCCCCUUUCUGAACCACCCGCUUAGUUAUAUACAUUCUCUGUGUUGCCUAUAUGUAACCGAUGGUACGUGAAUGUUUUCCGGUGUUUAUAUAUGUCGACGUCUAAGGAUGUUAAAUAAAUGUAGAACGUUGCUCAGUAUUAUCUACUUUUGAACUUUAUCGAUGUAUGAUUGUUAUCAAGGCAGAAAAAUUGCUUUUCUUAAAUGUCAUUGAUGUUUUGAGGAUAUCGGCAGUGUUAUGAUAUAAGCUGAAUUAUCGUAAUGUCUCUUUGAUGUGAUAAAAGAAAUGUUAUGUUGUAAAAUGGAUAAUAGCUGUUUAGGUGUAUCACAGUGCACAGAUUAUUCAAGUCUGAAUAUCGCAAACAUUGGUGUUAGAUGAUAUUACCGAGAGAUUAAAUUGUGCACAUGAAUGUUACUUACGACUAGUUGAAAUAUAUUUGUACAACCCUAGAUGCUGCCUCACAUAUACCUAAAUACUUCCUUGAUAAAGUAGCGAAGUCAUACAUUAUAUAGUCUCUUUUACACAAUGAAAAGGACUGCUUGUAAACGGUUGGUACCUGCUUAGAAUUGCGUGGUUCGUUGCUGUUUCGUAACACUACCAAGCUUUUCUUAACGAAUGAGACGGGAAACUGUGUGAACAA
Messenger RNA from Anoplophora glabripennis (Asian longhorned beetle), 4257 nucleotides. Its product is annotated as atrial natriuretic peptide receptor 2. NCBI's taxonomy places the organism in Eukaryota, Metazoa, Arthropoda, Insecta, Coleoptera, Cerambycidae. The record is from RefSeq and is a predicted model, not a curated record. Bases 106 to 3552 code for a protein of 1148 amino acids. The transcript has 16 exons. Gene Ontology annotation, biological process: receptor guanylyl cyclase signaling pathway; cGMP biosynthetic process; protein phosphorylation. Gene Ontology annotation, molecular function: protein kinase activity; peptide receptor activity; guanylate cyclase activity.